Molecule: messenger RNA, 594 nt
Organism: Hirsutella rhossiliensis
Lineage: Eukaryota; Fungi; Ascomycota; Sordariomycetes; Hypocreales; Ophiocordycipitaceae
Product: cell wall glucanase (Scw4)
Exons: 2
Coding region: 1-594 (197 amino acids)
Source: RefSeq, a predicted model, not a curated record
AUGUCAAACAUCAAUAUCAGCUUCCAACAGACGCUGCGGGCCAAGUAUUCAGUCCAUGAGAGCGCCCGAUUUACGCCGCUCCCAUCUCUCGACCUCGGGCUUCUAACCGAGAUCCUUGUCCGCGAACGCCGAGUAGUUGCGCUCAACGCCGGCUGCUCCGUGCUGCCUGGAAAGCCCGCGCCCCGAUUCAUUCAGGACCUGCAAGAUCGCGGCUAUCACGUCGAUCUUCGGGAGCGUGCCGGUGUGUCGUCUUCUGACGAAAUGUCCGCCCGCGCCGGCCCCGUUCGCUACGUCGAGGACUUGGUCGAUGAAACCCUCCAAACGCGCAUCGCCGAGUCCGUCAUGGAGUAUUUCCAGGCCCAAGGUACGCUUGUCAUUGCGACGGGCGAUGCUCAGCCUGCCAAGUACUCGGACGGAUUCUUCACGUAUGCCGAGCGGGCCCUGAAAAUGGGUUGGAACGUCGAGGUCGUUUCAUGGAGGAGAAGCUUGUCAUCCUGUUGGAAGGGCUCCGAGUGGACGACCCGAUGGGGCAAUCGCUUCCGCAUCAUAGAACUCGACGAGUUUGUCGAUGAUUUGUUGGCUUGUCAGUUAUGA